CACUUGUAACCGUAAUGAGCGGUUUUGUUGACGGAAAACAUUUCACAUAAUCCGUCAAUUUGGAAAUUUACAAAAAGAAUAGGGUGAUGAAAACUAUGAUACACAAUUACGUGGUGACGGCACACAAGCCGACUGCCGUUACAGCAUGCGUAACCGGAAAUUUCACCUCACCCACCGAUUUAAAUCUAAUCGUUGCAAAAAACACACGCUUAGAAAUCUAUUUGGUCACCCCGGAAGGGUUGAGGCCUGUUAAGGAGGUUUCUUUGUAUGGAAAAGUCGCUGUUAUGAAACUGUUUAGACCACAGCACGAAAAGAAAGAUCUCUUAUUUGUUAUUACGAUUAGAUAUAAUGCUAUGAUAUUGGAAUGUAUUAACGAUGGUGAUAAUUUGGAGAUUCUUACGAAAGCUCAUGGAAAUGUUUCCGAUCGAAUUGGUAAACCAUCCGAAAAUGGUAUUUUAGCUGUUAUUGAUCCUAAAGCAAGGGUUAUUGGGUUGAGGCUGUAUGAUGGGCUAUUCAAAAUUAUACCUUUAGAAAAAGAUAAUAAUGAAUUGAAAGCAUCCAGCAUUCGAAUGGAUGAAUUACAAGUACAUGAUAUAGAGUUUUUACACAGUUGUGUUAAUCCAACAAUAAUUUUAAUACAUCAAGAUUUAAAUGGUCGCCAUGUUAAAACUUAUGAGAUAUCAUUACGUGAUAAAGAAAUUAUAAAAACCCCUUGGAAACAAGAUAAUGUUGAAACAGAAGCAUCCAUGUUAAUUCCUGUACCAUCUCCUUUAUGUGGUGCUAUUAUAAUUGGACAGGAGAGCAUUUUAUAUCACAAUGGAAAUACUUCAGUGGUUGUAGCUCCACCAAUAAUAAAACAAAGUACAAUUGUAUGUUAUGCAAAAGUAGACCCUGGUGGUCUUCGUUAUCUGUUAGGAGACAUGGCGGGACAUUUGUUUAUGCUUUUCCUAGAUGUUGAAACUCGUGAAGGUGGAGAAUCAGCUGUUAAAGAUUUAAAAGUAGAACUUUUGGGUGAAAUUUCAACACCGGAAUGUAUAACAUACUUAGACAAUGGUGUAUUAUUUAUUGGUUCACGACUUGGCGAUUCACAACUUAUUAAGUUAAACACAAAACCUGAUGAACACGGUUCAUAUGUUACCCCAAUGGAGUCUUUUACAAAUCUUGCGCCGAUUUUAGACAUGUGUGUUGUUGAUCUUGAAAGACAAGGUCAAGGUCAAUUAGUAACGUGUUCUGGAUGUUUUAAAGAAGGAUCAUUAAGGAUAAUUCGUAAUGGAAUAGGGAUUCAAGAGCACGCCACUAUCGAUUUGCCUGGAAUUAAAGGAAUGUGGGCUUUAAAUAUUGCCUCUGGAAAUAAUUUGGAUAAUACUUUAGUAUUGGCUUUUGUUGGACAAACUAGGGUACUUAGUUUAAAUGGGGAAGACGUUGAAGAAACGGAUAUUUUAGGAUUCGUUUCUGAUAAACAAACGUUUUAUUGCGGAAAUGUAAUCCAUGAUCAAAUCGUACAAGUUACUCCCGUUUCUGUAAGAUUGGUUUCUGCUCAAACGAAAAAUUUAUUAUCUGAGUGGAAACCUCCUAAUGAUAAAAAUAUAAGUGUGGUUGCUUGUAAUGCCGAACAAAUUGUUAUGUCAACUGGAUCAAAAUUGUUUUAUAUAGAAAUUCAAGAAAAUGAAUUAAUUUUAAAGGGAGAAACAACUUUAGAUGUAGAAAUUGCUUGUUUAGAUAUAAGUCCAUUAGGAGAUGGGUCAACAAGAACCGAUCUUGUUGCUGUUGGAUUAUGGACAGAUAUAUCAGCUAGAAUUUUACAUCUUCCUGAUUUAUCAGAAUCAACGAAAGAAAAUCUUGGCGGAGAGAUCAUACCUCGUUCAGUUUUAAUGACUCAAUUCGAAGGUCAAAACUAUUUACUUUGCGCUUUAGGAGAUGGAUCAAUGUUUUAUUUUAUCUUAAACAAAGAAAACGGAACAUUAUCUGACAAAAAAAAGGUUACAUUGGGUACUCAACCGACCGUUUUAAGAACGUUUAGGACAUUAAGUACAACCAAUGUGUUUGCAUGUUCUGAUCGACCCACAGUGAUUUAUUCCUCAAAUCAUAAACUUGUUUUUUCUAAUGUUAAUAUGAAGGAAGUUAAUCAUAUGUGUUCAUUAAAUGCUGAAGCUUAUCCAGACAGCUUAGCUUUAGCCACAGAUUCGUCAGUUACUAUUGGAACUAUUGAUGAAAUUCAAAAAUUACAUAUUAGAACUGUAUCUUUACAAGAAUCUCCAAGAAGAAUUGCGUAUCAAGAACAAUCACAAACGUUUGGUGUUUUAUCAGUAAGGAUGGAUAUACAGGAUUCAACCGGUUUGAAUCCAGCAAGACCCAGUGCAUCAACAAUGACACAAUCAAUAACAGCAUCAAGUAGUGUUGCUUCGUUAUCGUUAGGUAAAUCAAGCGGUAGUACGCAAAGUAACACAAAUACGACACCUGAAUAUGGGCAAGAAGUUGAAGUACAUAAUUUAUUAAUUAUUGAUCAACAUACAUUUGAAGUUUUACAUGCGCAUCAAUUUAUGCAUCAAGAAUACGCAAUGUCGUUAAUUUCUUGUCAAUUAGGUGAAGAUCCAAAUACUUAUUAUGUUGUUGGUACAGCUUUGGUAAACCCUGAAGAAGCCGAACCAAAACAAGGUCGUUUACUUUUAUUCCUGUGGGCGGAUAAUAAAUUAACAUUAAUUUCUGAAAAAGAUAUCAAAGGGUCUUGUUAUUCUUUAGCGGAUUUUAACGGAAAAUUAUUAACUUGUAUAAACAGUACGGUGAGACUUUUUGAAUGGACAGCUGAAAAAGAAUUGCGAUUGGAAUGUUCACAUUUUAACCAUAUAAUUUCAUUAUUUUGUAAAACGAAAGGUGAUUUCGUAUUGGUCGGUGAUUUAAUGCGUAGUAUGACUAUUCUACAAUACAAAACGAUGGAAGGGAAUUUUGAAGAGAUUGCAAGAGAUUAUAAUCCAAAUUGGAUGACAGCUAUUGAAAUUUUAGAUGAUGAUGUUUUCUUAGGUGCCGAAAAUUCUUAUAACAUUUUCGUUUGUCAAAAAGAUAGCGCUGCUCCUACUGACGAAGAACGAGCCCAAAUGCAAGAAGUUGGACAAUUUCACGUUGGUGAUAUGAUUAAUUGUUUUAGACACGGGUCUUUGGUGAUGCAAAAUUUAGGCGAAACAUCCACACCUACUUCUGGAUGCGUUCUUUUUGGUACAGUCGGAGGAGCUAUUGGUUUGGUGACGCAAAUCCCAACAGAUUUUUACGAUUUCUUAUUGGAAUUGCAAAAUAAACUUUCUACCGUAAUCAAAUCUGUUGGUAAAAUUGAACAUUCUUAUUGGAGAUCGUUUAAUACCGAUAUUAAAACCGAAGCUUGCGAAGGAUUUAUUGAUGGAGAUUUAAUUGAGAGCUUUUUGGAUUUAUCUCCAGAUAAAAUGAAAGAAGUUGCGGAAGGGUUACAAAUAACAGACGAAAGCAAUAUGAAACAAGAUUGUACAGUGGAUGAUUUAGUUAAAAUGGUUGAAGAUUUAACUAGGAUACAUUAGAAGUAGAGGUUUUUCUUUGCCAAAUAAAAAA
This is a messenger RNA of Onthophagus taurus, 3573 nucleotides long. The record is from RefSeq and is a predicted model, not a curated record. Lineage: Eukaryota; Metazoa; Arthropoda; Insecta; Coleoptera; Scarabaeidae.